Musa acuminata subsp. malaccensis (wild Malaysian banana) is the source of this 2779-nucleotide messenger RNA. RefSeq names its product SH2 domain-containing protein A. The record is from RefSeq and is a predicted model, not a curated record. Gene Ontology annotation, molecular function: RNA polymerase II cis-regulatory region sequence-specific DNA binding; DNA-binding transcription factor activity, RNA polymerase II-specific. Gene Ontology annotation, biological process: regulation of transcription by RNA polymerase II; signal transduction. NCBI's taxonomy places the organism in Eukaryota, Viridiplantae, Streptophyta, Magnoliopsida, Zingiberales, Musaceae.
CAUUUCCACUUCUACGGCCCGCCCACCGACGAGAUCAGUCGAGAUAACGCGAGGUAGAGCGGUUCGUUCUCGGACAGGUUAAGUCGAGGUCGAAGUCGGGGGUGGACAGCGGAGACCGUUAACUAACCCCUCGCUGCAAAGAAAACCCCAACCCCACCAAAAUUCGAAGCCGAAUUCAUUAUAGGAGGCGUCCUCUCGCACCACCAAACCCCAACCCUUCUCCUUACCCCUCGACCGGCCAUGGCCGACGGCGAGCAAUGCCGCGAGGAGCAGUACGCCAAGCUCGAAGAUCUCAGGAUAAGCCUCGAUCGAGGCGGAGCAGGAGAGGAGGAAGGAGGAGAUGGCGAAGGCGAAGGCGAAGGCGAACAUGGCGGCGGCUUUGGUUUCUCCCUUUGCGUCUGGAUUUAUCUUUCCGGCUCUGCUCGUCCUUCUUCCAUCAUUCUUAAGCAGAAGACUUCAGAAAGUGAAGAUGAAGCUCCCUUUCUUGUUCUAAAUGAGGAAAAUAAACUGAUUCUACUUCCUUUGAUAUUAAUACACAAAGAAGCUCCUUCUUCUGAGAAUCCAUUUCCCUGGACUGACAUGUUUCACACAGCUGCUGAAAUGGACUGCCCAUUGGAGAAAUGGUUUCAUGUUGGAUGUCAGGUAGCUGAAAAUUAUAUGCGUCUUCAUGUUGAUGGAAAACUGGUUGGAGAGAAGUCUUUGUUUGUCUUAUCCAGCAAGCACUGUCAAGAUGAUAUGAAGAAGAUUAUACUAGUUGGAAACGAUGGGAACCUUGGUGGUUAUAUCUAUCAUGUUCAGGUUUUGCCUAUAUCUGCCUCAGUAUCAGAGCAUUUUGUUAAGAAUCCUCCAGCAAAGUUGUCUCUUGAUAAUUCAUGCAUUUUGGAUGGUGUUGAAGAAGGAGGUGACGGUGUCUGGAGCAUUGUUGGUGGCAAGGCAUCUUGCCGCAGGAACUUCUCUUUGGAAGUUGUGCUAUUAGAUGCUUUUGGUAGAUCAGUCCAUAGGGAGAUGGAGGUAGUUGCUUCACUUUUAUAUGCCGACAGUGGAACUCCUGUUGAAAAAACUCGAGAUGACGCCGAAGCACCAUUGCUAACAAGUUGUGAUGGACUUGAAUACCCUUCUACUGAUAGGCCAGUCAUGCUUCUCCGUGGCCGUGCCACAUAUAAGCUUAAAAUAUCUCAGCUAUCAUCGAAAUGUGACAAUCGGCUUUUCCGUGUUUGUUUCCACCCAUUGCAUGGUCAGAGAUAUCCAUUUCUUGAAGCAUACUCUUGUCCGAUACGCUGUAUCUCAAGGAACCGCAGUAACCGGACAUUGGGGAUUGGGAAAAGGUCACUUUCAACAACAGUUCUUCUCGAUGAAAUUCAUUUGCUAAAGGCCAGCGAUGGGUUGCAAGCAAUUCGUGAUGUGUAUGGGAAUGGUCAACUAAAAGCAUCAAACCAGUCUGACUUGAAAUGCAGUCCACAGUCGAAACAUUUUAAAGUUGAGGAUAACAGGUCAACAACAGAAGUUGUUGCUAAUGGGAGCUCAGAACAGAGGAAAAACCAAGAAAUGAGAAUAAACAACUUUGAAGGAACAGACAGUGGACCAUCAGAUUCUGAGAGCACUGAUCUUAAAGAUCUGGACUCCAGAUGGAGCCAAAACUCUGUUGUCUCAGAUGUCGCAAUAUUUCGGUACUGUUUGGAGAGUACUUUUGAGCGAUCAAUGAUACUUAAGCAGUUAAUAGCUUCAGCAAGCAAUGAAGAUAUUGCAAAUUUUGCAGAGCAGGUUUGCCUGUACAGUGGAUGCUCUCAUCACCGAAAUCAAAUAUUGGUUUCAAAGCAUUUGGUCCAAGAAGGAGAUGAUACUUGGAACUCCAUCUCUCGGAAGAACCAACGAGCUCUCUGGAUGGAUGCAAUUUCUGAGAUCAAUAACAAAUUCAUGAUGGUUGCCAAUUCUGCAAGUAGGCCCUUGUCCGGACAGGACCUUGAAAUCUUGCGUGGAAUCGCUGGAUGUGGUGAUGAUCUGGGCAGGGAAGAAUUUGACAGGAUGUGGUACUGGUUGUAUCCUGUAGCUUUUGCUUUGUCCAAGGACCGAAUAAACAGAAUAUGGAAAUGCCUAUCACCGAAAUGGAUAGAAGGUUUCAUUACAAAGGAGGAAGGAGAAUCUGCGCUUAAAGGUCCUGGAGGACUACAAAAGGCAGGAACUUUUGUGCUUCGAUUUCCAACCUCUCGCAGCUGGCCUCACCCUGAUGCUGGCAGUCUAAUUGUUGCUUAUGUUGGCACUGAUUGCAUCAUUCACCAUAGGCUUCUUUCACUUGAUCAUAGGGAUCGAGACUCGAGAUUACUGCAAGACUUGCUGUUGGAAGAACCUGAAUUAUCCCAGUUGGGAAGGGUUGUGCGACAAAACAGCAGUUCUUGUGCAAGCUGAGGUCUGGAAAUUAUGGCAUGAACAUCCGUGACGAUGGAUCAGUUGACGAUUGGGCACCCCUAUGAGAUCUGCAGCGUGCCUUAAUGUGGUGGUGCCCUGCACAGUUGUAAAGAUGUUGUAUAUGAACAAGAGUUGCAUCCUGUUCUGUACACCUAACGUUCUCAAGUUUCGCAAACUCUUUUAUGUCGGCGAAUUUUACCAACAUCAAGAGUUUAAUUUCAUCAGGUAAUUUGAUCAUCCGCACUAUAAUGAGAUGGAGUGUUCCAAACAUUUGUGAGCUGUGUGUGACCAAAGUUGUUGUAAAUGUAGAGCCUUUGUCUCAUGUUUAUUCUCGUACUGCUUACCAUAAUACUAUCUAGUGAUAGCUUUUAUGUCA